AUGAGUGUUCCAAAUCGUACCUUUACAAUGAAAAAUGGUUAAAAUUUCACUAUCGAGACAAAGAAAUUAUAAGGAGGAAAAAAUUUUGCUAAGCCUCCAUCAAAAGAUGAGAUUGAGAAAUAGUUUAUGGAAUGGGUUAAUAAUGUAUAAUUUCUAUAAUUCUAAGAUUUUUUUAGAAUAGAAAGAUUUAGAAUAAAUAAAACAACUUGAUUCAAAAUAUAAGUUUAGGAUAUGCUAAUUGUAUAAUUAAUUUUUGAAGGAGGAAAGGUAGAAUUAAUAAAAUGAAUAAAAUAAAAUGAAAAAAGCUUUAGAAGAAUGUAAAUCUUUAAUAAUAAAACUUUUUAAGGAGUAUUCUGAUCUUCAUCUAAAUGGUAAAUUUAUUAAUUUAAAUUCUAGCAUUACUUAAUAAUUUAAGAGACUAAGCAUCAUAUUAAUAUAUUCAUGAUAAGCUUUAAUUAAUUAAAUAAUACUUAGUAGUACAAACUUUAUUGAUGAAACUUAAAUAAUUAGAGGAAUAAUCAAGAAUAUAGAAAAAUUUUAGAGAAUAGAUUGCUAUCUUAGAAUUUUUCGAGUUUUUAAUAUAAUAUAAUAUUGGGAGAGAGUGUUUAUUAGUAGAUGGUUUUUUUGGAAUUCUGUUUAGUAAUUUCCAUCCAGUUGAAACUAAAGUAACAGGAAUUACGUUAAAAAUAUUAUCUGGUAGUAAAGGUCUAAGUUGGUAACCUGGUUGUGUCUAAAAGAUUUUAGAAGCUAUGCAUAAGUUUUAAAAAACUUAUUAAUUAUAAAAUAGGUUCAAUAUGAAAUUAUAAAUUUAGAUUUGAUAUCAUUAUAAGAACAAUUUAUGCCUCAAAGAAUUUAAUCAUGGUUUUUAUUAAUAUUAAAUUCCUAUUCAAAUUUCUAUAUUCGUUGGAUAAUGAAAUAGUUGAUGAAGUUGUUAAAGAAUUUUUUGAUUCAAAAGUUAAUGAUAAAAAAGUUAGAGAAGUAUUUCGUUUAGUUUAGGGAAGAAUUUAAAAGAAAUUAUAUUAAAAAGAAGAUUGUACAUAUGAAUCAGUAAGAAAAGAGCUUAAAAAAUUUUAACAUCCCUUAGCAUCUGAAGGAAGUGAAUAAUUAUUAACACAUAGAUUUAAAACAUAAGAUAUAAAUAUUUCUGAGAAAAUAAAUUUGUAAGAGGUUGUUUCAGAAAUAGUUAACCAUGAAUCUUCUAAUUAAGACUUUAAGAAUGAUUAAUAUUAUUAUUUUGAAAAUGGUUAGGAUUCUAUUUUUUAUGGAAUUUAAAGAAAUGUUUUAGAAUGGAUAAAUGCUAUAUUAAAUAUUUAUUAACUAUUAGAUAAUAAUUAAGAUUCUUUUCUGAGAGCUGCAAGUGAAAUUUAAAUAACAGAUUUUUAUUAUGAUAAUAAUUCUACAUAACUAUCAGAUCCAUAUAUCGAUUUGAAAUAAAAUGAAAGAGGAGCUAGUUUUGAAUCUCCAACAAAAAUAAUAAAAUAGAGUGAUUCAUCAAAACAUUCAGAAAAUUAACUUAUUUCAUAAUAUGAAGAAUUAAUUGCAGAAUUAGAUGAUUAUAAACAAUAAUUAAAAAAUGAAAAAGAAUUAUAUUUAGAAAAAGACCAAGAAUUAUAAAAUAUAUAGAAUGAAAAUGAAAAUUAUAAGACAGAGAAUAAAUAACUUAAAGAAUAAUUAAUAAAAUCUAAUGAAAAAAUAAUUGAAUUAUAAAAUAAAAUUACUAAGCUUGAAAAACUUUAAUAAAAUGAACUUUUAAAUUAAAUAAAUAAUAAUAAAUAAUAAUAAGUAUAGAUAGUUUAAUAAUAAAAUAAUCAAAUAAAAUAGAAUAUACAGAUUUAAUAGGCUUAAAUUUCUUUAUCAUACAAUUUUAAAAAAUAGAAAUAAAAUAAAAUUUUAUAAACUGAUGAUCUAGAUUUUUAAAACACUAAUUAAAAUAAUCAAAAUUCUUCAAUAAUAAAUUCUAAUACAAAUAUAGCUAAUCAAAAAGUAGGAACUUAAAUUCCUCCACCACCACCACCACCACCUCCUAAUUUUAAGGUUCCUCCUCCACCUCCUAUACCUACCCCUACACCAAAGAAUGCUGCACCACCUCCUCCGCCUCCAUCUAAAAAUGGUGUACCACCUCCUCCUCCUCCUCCUCCACUACCAACAUCCAAGAUUGGAGCUCCACCACCUCCAUUAAAAAAUGGAGCUCCUCCACCUCCACCACCUCCUCCUAAAUUUGGAGCUAAUCAAUAACUACCUCCACCUCCUCCUAUUGGAAAUAAUCUUAAUUAAACAUAAAAUUAAAUCAAUUCAUAAAUACCAUCUGUACCUAUUCGUAAUCUAAAUUGGAUUGUUAUCAAUAAUUAGAUUUAAAAUAAUUCUAUCUUUUAAAUAAUCUCAGAUGGUCUUGAAUAAGUUGAUCUAGAUUAUUCAUUAUUAGAAAAGAAUUUCAGUAAAAUAUAACCAAAAGAAUCAAAUAUUAAAUAAUCCAAUACUAUAUAAUAUAUUACUAAAAUUACACUUUUAUCAUCUGAAAGAUCAAAAAAUAUUGAAUUAGUUCUAGGAAAAUUAAAACUUCCUAAUUCUAUCCUUAUUAAGUUAUUAAAAUCUUUUGAUAAUAAAAUUUUUACAUCUGCUAUCAUUGAAAGUUUAGAUGCAAUUUGUCCAACUGAUGAAGAAGUCAAACUAUUAGCAGAAUAUACUGGUGAAAAAGAAUUAUUGGGUCAGCCUGAAUUAUUUAUUGAUUCUAUUAGAACUGUUCACGGAUUUUAAUAUAGAUUAAAAGCAAUCAAAUUUUAACUUAGUUUUAAAGAAUAAGUUACAGAUUUAAAUAAAAAAAUUAAUAUACUUAAUUAAUGCUUUUCUAAAGUAAGAUAAAUGCCAGAAUUAGAAACAUUGUUUAAAAUAGUCUUAAAAAUUGGUAACUUUUUAAAUGGUAAUUAUUUUUCAAAAAAUAAAUAGCUUCUACAAAUAGAGGAAAUGCUUAAGGAUUUAAAAUUGAUGCUAUAGAAAAAUGUGCAGAUAUGAAAACUAGUGAUAAUUAAGAAAAUUUACUUUAUUAUGUUAUAGAUUUAUCAGAGAAUAUAUUGAAAAAAGAAAUAAUCAAUGAAUAAAGUAAUUAUUUUUAUUAUAUUUAUUAAAGCAAUCUUAAACUUAGAAUAAAUUGAAAAAUUACCUAUAUCUUAAUUAUAAAUCGAUUUAUCUGAAAUUAAAAAAGGUUUAAAUGUUAUAACAAAAGCAAUAGAAUUUUAAACUGAAGAUAAAGAAGAUUAAGUCAAAGCUCAUUUAUAACCACUAAAAGAAGAAAUUGUAUCUGAUAUUUCUAACUUAGAAUAUUAAUUAAAACAAUUAGAAGAUAAUUAUAGAUAGUCAGCAAUUUAUUUUUGCGAAAAUAUAAAAGAUUCAUCUGAUAAAUUUGGAGAAAAAAUAUUGAAAAUGUUAAGAUGCUUAUUAAAAAAUAAAAAAGAAAAAGUUUAAAAAGAGGAAAAAAAAAAAAAGCAAUAAGAAAUGUUAUAAAAACAAUAAUCCAAAAUGUAAGCUUUAUCUAGUUAAAAACCAAUGUCUUAAACUCAAUCAACCCCAAAUUCAGCUCAGGAAUCUAUAGGAAAACUUAAUUAAAGUGGCUUAAAUGUGACUACUUUUAAAUUAGUAAAUGAAAAUGAUGUAUAAGUGAAGUAAUUUGGAAUUUGUCAAGAAAUAGAAGAAUUAAGAAAAAUGAGAUAGAUUAAGCUUACUAGUUCUAUGAUAAAAAAUGAAUCUGAAGAAAUAGAAUAAGAUAGAUGA
Molecule: messenger RNA, 3765 nt
Organism: Paramecium sonneborni
Lineage: Eukaryota; Ciliophora; Oligohymenophorea; Peniculida; Parameciidae
Source: the annotation of a GenBank genome assembly